CGAGAGGAGGAAGAAGAAGACGCUGCAGAUCACUACAGUCGAAAGCAAUUUCUUCGCCAUUAUCACCGAUUCAAUUAUCGAGCUACGUAUUCAAUCGAUCGCCUAUAAAUUUCAACAAUCGCUUCCUCCAUCUUCAUCUUCAUCCUCCUCCUCUGUUUUCAUCUCACAAUGCGGAAUUCAGCCCUUUCUCAGCCCUCCAAUGGCGGCUCGGCCGCCAUUGCCGUCUUCAAAUUCCUCUGCGUCUCCCUCCUGAUUUCCUCCUCCCUCGUUAGGGCAACCAAACGCCCUCUCUCUGACUCCAACAUCCUCUUGCCCUCCGAUUCCGGAAUCGAGAAUGGCCUCAAAUUGCGUACCUGCACCAAAGUAAGCCCGUUGCUGUUCUACCGGCCGGUGAUCGGAAUCCUCAGCCAUCCCGGCGACGGCGCCUCCGGUAGACUCAGCAAUUCCACCACCGCGUCGUAUAUUCCGGCGUCGUACGUGAAAUUUGUGGAAUCCGCCGGAGCCAGAGUUAUUCCUCUCAUCUAUAACGACCCGCCUGAAGUUCUUGAAGAGAAGGUAAAUUCGGUGAAUGGAGUGAUCUUCACAGGAGGAAGGGCUAGAACAGGGGAAUACUAUUCAGUGGCUGAGAAAAUUUUUCAGAAAGUUUUGAGGAGGAAUGAUGCUGGGGAUCACGUUCCUUUAUAUGGCAUUUCCUUGGGAUUUCAGAUCAUAAGCACAAUGGUCAGCAAGAACGAUAGCAUUAUUGAACAAUUUAAUGCAACACGCUCUCCAUCUACUCUACAAUUUAACGACAAUGCAAACAUUCAAGGAACGGUCAUACAAAGAAUUCCACUUUAUUUGCGUAAGAGGUUGACCCAAGAUUGCAUUGCCUGGCAAGACCAUCGUUAUGGAAUCUCGCCUCAAACAUUUGGAGAAAAUGAAGGUUUAUCCAGCUUCUUCCAAGUAUUGACAACUACCACUGACAAGAAUCAGAGGGUCUAUGUUUCUACUGCAAAUGCUCGAAAUUACCCCGUGACUAUAUUUCAAUGGAAUCCCGAGAAAAAUGCAUUUGAAUGGGGUAUCUCCACGAUCCCACACACUUCGUAUGCCAUUGAAUUGACACAAAGCAUUGCCAACCACUUGGUCAGUGAGGCGAGGAAGUCAACAAACGAACCACCUGCCCAAAAGCUUCUUGAGAAACUCAUCUACAAUUACAGCCCACUUUACGGUGGCAAGGCUGGGUAAUUCCAAAUUCACUCUUUUAACCUUGCACCUUUCUUUUCCUUAGUUUCUUUUUAUUUAGAUUA
Molecule: messenger RNA, 1286 nt
Organism: Momordica charantia (bitter melon)
Lineage: Eukaryota; Viridiplantae; Streptophyta; Magnoliopsida; Cucurbitales; Cucurbitaceae
Product: gamma-glutamyl hydrolase 1
Biological process (GO): tetrahydrofolylpolyglutamate metabolic process
Cellular component (GO): vacuole
Molecular function (GO): gamma-glutamyl-peptidase activity
Source: RefSeq, a predicted model, not a curated record